Molecule: messenger RNA, 6659 nt
Organism: Acinonyx jubatus (cheetah)
Lineage: Eukaryota; Metazoa; Chordata; Mammalia; Carnivora; Felidae
Gene: IL33
Product: interleukin 33
Exons: 11
Coding region: 4552-5418 (288 amino acids)
Biological process (GO): positive regulation of inflammatory response; positive regulation of cytokine production
Molecular function (GO): cytokine activity
Source: RefSeq, a predicted model, not a curated record
AUCUCAGUUACUUAUAUGUUUUCAAAAUCUUGUCCUGAUACAAAAUAUUUUCAGUUUAUCUUUUCUAUUUCUGACAUACCAUGCUUUUUCUCUCAUAUACAAUAUGUUAUUGUUUAUAACAUAUCGAUUUAUAUAUCCAUAUUAUUAUGCCAUAAUUUUUUAAAUAUAACAUUAUUUAAAUAUUAAACUGUUUAGCUGAUAUGGAAAACAGUAUGAAGGUUCCUCAUAAAAUUAAAAAUAGAACUACUAUAUUAUCUUGCAAUCCCACUUUUGCGUAUAUAUCCAAAAGAAUUGAAAGCAAAAUCUUGAAGAGAUAUUUGUACACCCAUGUUCAAUGCCAUAUUAUUCAAAAUAGCCAACAGGUAAAAUCAACCCAAAUGUCCAUUCACCAAUAAAUGGAUAAAGAAAAUGUGGUAUAUACAUACAAUAGAAUAUUAUUCAAUGUUAAAAGAAAGAAUCUUGUCAGAUGCUACAACAUGGAUGAACCUUAAGGACAUCAUUCUAAGUGAAAUAAGCCAGACACAAAUACUGUAUACUAUAUCAGUCCACUUAUGUGAGGAAUCUACAGUAGCCAAACAUACAGAAACAGAGAGUAGGACAGUUUUGACAGGGGCCUGGGGAAGAAGGAAAUGGGGAAUUGUGCAAUGAAUAUAGUUUCAGUUUUGCAAGAUGAAAAACUUCUAGAUACCUGCUGCAGAACAGACCUAGUAAAGCUACUGAAAUGCACACUGAAAAAUGGUUAGAUGAUAAGUUUUAUGUUAUAUAUAUUUUUACUACAUUAAAAACUAAAGGAAAAAAAGAACUUUGAGCAUGGCAGGGGGAGGGCAGGGGAAAUGCUUAAAUAAUCCAGCUGUAUUUAAAGAUAUGAUUAAGACAAUGUCCAGAAUACAUCAGUUGUUUGCCAUUUCAUUUUAGGAUUUAGAAAAAGCUGAUGUAGAUGACAUUUAGGCAAAAAAAAAAAAAAAAAAAAAAAAGCCAAAGAGAAUUUGUAUCACUUGAUAUGCUUUAGCUGCAAAAAUAUAAUAAUGAAUUAGAUAUGGCUUAAAAUAUAAGGACACUUGGUGCUUAACAAGAAGUUCUGAAGUGGGCAAUACCAGAGUUGGCGCAAAGAAUCAAGGACGUCACCAAGACCCAGGCUCUUCUCAUCCUUCUACUCUGCCAUCCUCAGACUGUCCAUGGUCUCUUCCUUUAUGAGAUAUUGUUGGCCCAGCUCUGAGAAUUACAUCUUCACAGAGGCAAAGUCAAAAAGUCAAAAAGUUCUUACUCCUAAGGAGAAAAAUUGUCCCACAAGUCCCAGAUACGCCACCCCUUUGUCUCAUUGGCAAGAUCUGGGUUACAUGCCUAGUCCUAGACACUGUUGGCAGAUAGACAGGAUUGCCAUGAAUGGUUUAUGUUUCUGCAUAUCUAAAUUUUGUCUUUGGUGAAAGAAAAGAGAUUUGUCAGCUAAGAAACAACAUUCAUCCUAGGUAACAAAUAACUUCCCAGGUUGUUGACAUCCUCUGAUUUCUGCAGAACUCAAACCAUUUUUCAUUUUUAAGAACUUCUGCAAAGGGCAGUCAAACUCUUUUCAAAGUUACCCUGAGGAUUCUGCCUUACUCCGAAAAACACCUGAAAAAUCUCUUUUAAUCUGAUUAAUUUUCAAUGUUUUCAGGUCAGAAAACUAAGUCUUUUUUUUUCAAUAUAUGAAGUUUAUUGUCAAAUUGGUUUCCAUACAACACCCAGUGCUCAUCCCAAAAGGUGCCCUCCCCAAUACCCAUCACCCACCCUCCCCUCCCUCCCACCCCCCAUCAACCCUCAGUUUGUUCUCAGUUUUUAAGUGUCUCUUAUGCUUUGGCUCUCUUCCACUCUAACCUCCUUUUUUUUUUUUUUUCCUUCCCCUCCCCCAUGGGUUUCUGUUAAGUUUCUCAGGAUCCACCUAAGAGUGAAAACAUGUGGUAUCGGUCUUUCUCUGUAUGAAAACUAAGUCUUUAAUCAGGCAUAUCAGAACCACUUAUUUUGUACAAAGGGAAGAAGAGAAUGUGUUCAUUUCCUGUCUGACCAUUUUCCAGUCAGCUCAAUGCAUUCUUAAGCACAGACACUGACACUGCUUUAAUUCUUUUUUAACCACAAUAUAGAGGGCUUAUUUAAUUCUGUCAGUGUGUCUUUGACCACCACAUUUAAGAAUAUGGAAUGUGUACAUUUUAGAAUUCACUGAUAGUCUUCUCUUUCCUUUAACUUAAAAAAAAUUCAUUAACAUAUAACAUACACACACAAACACUGCACAAAUCUGACUGUAUAGCUUAAUGGUUUGUUACAAGGUAAACCAACCUCAGUAAUUAUUUAAAGAAAUAGGAGUAUAGAACUCAGAGUCUCCUUAUGCCCUCUUCUAGUCACUACUCUCUACCUCAAGAAUAGUAUUUUACUUUCUAACAUCAAACACCACAUAUUCAAUUUGUGGGGUUUUUGAACUAUUUACAAAUGAAUUCAUACAGUAUAUGUUUUGUGUCUAGCUUUUCACUCAACAUUAUGUUUGUGAGAUCCCUCUGUGUAGUUGCACAUAUGUUUAUUCUUAUUACUGGUUAGAAUUCCUCUAAAUAAAUGUGUUACAAUUUAUCUGUUAUAAUGUAGAUGAACAUUUUCCAUGUUUCCAGUUUAGAGUUAUAUAACUAAGACUGCUAUGAACAUUCCCUUACUAUGUCUUUUGGCAUUUUUAUGCCUUUCAUAUAUACCUUCAAGUAGAAUUGCUUGGUCAAAAGUAUGCACAUGCUCAGCUUUAGUGAAUGCUACCAAAUUAUUUCCCAAAGUGGUUGUAGCAAUUUAUACUCUAAUAAGCCAUGUAUAAUUCCAUUUGUCCCAAAUCCUUGCAAAUACUUGAUAUUUUCUAUCUUCUUCAUUUUAGCCAUUUUGAUAGGCGGGCAUUAUGUCAGUCUGGGGCAGCUAGUAAUUUUUCCCCAGACUUGAGUUAGCUAGCAGACACACUUUAGAAAAAUAUAUAUCUUCCCUAAGAUUGUAAUUUUGGGGUUGAGGCAUUAGUUUUUUGUGUCCCAGUUGCAAAGCAACAUUAAUGGGUGGGGGGAGGAAGAACCAUUAUAUUGUAUUUGGGAUUCAGGGGGGAAAAAAAGUCAGGAACCACUUUUUUUAAGUGUCCUACCUUGGUAGGAAAAAAAAAAAAGGAUUAUUCUCUUAACCCCAUGGUCACAAAUUUAGUUUCGAUAGACUGUGUGGUUGUUUUGUUUUGUUUUAUUUUUAACAAACCUACACUUUUAUUUAUUUGCUUUUCAGUAAAUUUAAAUCCUUAAGGAGUACAGCAUCACAGGGAUUCUGUGACUUUAGCAGGAAGAUGACUUUGGAAUUUGGCAUGACUGUACCACUGUUUCCAUGAGCGUGAGUUAUUUUUACCAGAUUACUAGGAUUUUUUAGAUUACUAAGUUUGUCACCAGGAGUCACUGGGUUGUUCUUUGAUUUGUACACAUAGAUGCAUCUCUUGCUUGGUAGAAUUCAUUUCCAUCUCGAGCAUAAACACCUUCAAUUUUAAGAAAAGCUGUGUGCUCCCUCUGGUUCCAGAGACCCUGCUGAUAGCCAGCAAAAAUGGCCUUGGACUACAGCCUUCUGUCGUUUUAGGAGUACUGUUCCCAGCAGGUCUCCUCAGGCUCCAAGAUGGCAGAAAGAGGUAGUUUUUUUAUAGACUUUGAACACAACAUACUUUAAGAAAGUUUAAAGUAUUGUUAAAUCAUUAUGAGCUAACAAUAAUCCACCCUGAUUAUUUUUCUUGAUUUAAACAUUGUUCAAAUAAUGUAUAAUUUAACAAAGUAUCUGCUUUGUGUAAUUUAUCGCAAGCAUUUGAUAAACCAGAUCAUCUUUAGAUUCUACAUGUGACAUCAAAAUAGUAAAGGCUCAUUGGCUGACUGGUUUCUUAGCACAAGGACAAUUCUUAUCUUCUGGUUGGGUGUCAGGAGUCUGAAACUUAUCUUUUGCAACUUAUCUUUUAUAUCUAUUUUUGAAACUUAUCUUUAGUCUUCAUAAUGUAGCUAGCAAGCACUUGAUUAAAAAGUAGUUGAUUUCCAUUCUUAAAGAGAAAACUUUUUUAAAUGUUUUUCUUAUUUUUUUAAAGGAGAUCUGCUACAUUUAUCUUCCACCAAUGCAAAGUUUUGUUAUCUCAGCUGCUGCUUCAGGCUGCCUUCUCUUGCUUCUAAAUUUUAGAGACUUGAGUUCCACUUUCCACAUUUCCAUAAAUAUCUGGCUCAUCCUUUUAGAAAUUCCUCUUGUUAUUCCUUAGUUUUCCAAAGCUGCCUUCAUAUGAAGCCUAUUAGUUCCCAGAAUCCAUUCCAGAAGUAUAUAAGUGGCAUCCCUGUGCACUGGAAAUUGAAGCUUUUGGAAACACACAGGUAGUGUGAUUUCAAACUACAAACCCGUGUGGGGGCUGACUUGUCGUGAGGAAUCAUCCUCAGAAGAAUGAUUUUCCCUCCAUCUAGUGCCAGAGCUUCCUAGCAGUCCCCUUCUGCAGUAUAGAAAAAACUGUUUCAGAAUUCCAAAAUCAGUAAUACCACCAACAAAAAGCCCAAAGCCUGAAAAAUGAAGACUAAAAUGGAGUAUUCAACCACCAAAAUCUCCCCAGCAAAGAUGAACAGCUCAGCAGGCAAGGCUUUGGUAAAAUCUCCCAAGUUGGGAAAAUCCCAGCAGAAGGCUGAAGAAGUUUGCCAAAUGUACUUUAUGCAGCUACGGUCUGGCCUUAUAAAAAAGACAGCCUGUUAUUUUAAGAAAGAAACCACCAAAAGACAUUCAACAAGAAGAGCUGGAAAGUAUAAAGAACAUCUAGUAUUCACUGCCCGUCAUCAGCAGCUGGAACGGCCUGUGGAGGGCUUAGCCUUUGGUGUGCCUAUGGUCCAGAAAUGCUUUGGAACAACUGAUGUUCCAAGUAUCCAAGAAUAUUCUGCUUCCCUGAGCACAUACAAUGAUCAAUCUAUUACUUUCGUUUUUGAGGAUGGAAGUUAUGAGAUCUAUGUAGAAGACUUGGGAAAAGACCAAGAGAAAGGUCAUGAUCUCAGCGUUCAUGGGAUUGAGCCCCAUGUCAGGCUCUACACUGACAGCACAGAUAAGGUGUUAUUCCGUUAUUAUGAUUUCCAACCACCCUCAUGUGAAACAGGUGAUGCUGAUGAUGGCCAUAUGUUAUUGGUAAAUCUGAGUCCUACAAAAGACAAAGACUUCCUGCUGCAUGCCAAUAACAAAGAACACUCUGUGGAGCUACAAAAAUGUGAAAAACCAUUGCCAGACCAGGCCUUCUUCCGCCUUCAUAGGAAGUCUUCCAAAUGUGUUUCAUUUGAAUGUAAGAAUGACCCUGGAGUGUUUAUAGGAGUAAAGGAUAACCACCUUGCUCUAAUUAAAGUAGAGGAUCAAACUGAGUAUUUUAGUACAGAGAAUAUCAUAUUUAAACUCUCUUAAACUUAAUGUUGUGGAAAGCUGUGGAUCUUGUGUUGGAUAACUCAAAUAGCUACCACUGGAGAAAUUAUCGAGAAAUAAAGAAAGAGGUAACAUUCAAGGGAAAUGGAGGGUACUUAGUAUGCUAUGGAAUGUUUUUCUCAUUAUGUGUAAAUGCUUUUUUAUGGUCUUUCAUUUCUGCAUUUUGUUUCCUUCUCUAUCAUUACAUAUUCAAUAAGGUAUUGCACCUCAGAAGAGGUACAACCUGAACUUUAAUUUUUUCUACUUUCAGUACAGAAAGAACUUCAUAUUUAGAGCUGAGACCUCUGAGGAGAAGCAAGGGCCUUAAUCCAAGUCUCAUUUUAGACAGGAAUCCAUUUUAAAGAGCUACAUAAAGACAUAAUUUUCCCUGGUUCCAAACAAUGAGUUCAAACACUAAAGCUAUUGGUGAAAAGACAACCAAAUCUAUUUGGACUGACCAUUUCACAACUGGAAUAAAACACCAAAUUUGUUUGAAGAUGUCCAAAACUUCAGAUACCUACCUACAUAGGUAGGCAGAUAAUAUAAAUAUAUGAAAUUACAAAGACAGUCAAAACAUUAAGAAAAAUAAAUCCAGUAUUUGUAAAGUAAAUAAUUUUACCUCUAAUUGUAAACUGCUGAUUUUUAUAGACUUAGUUAAGUUUAAGCAAAACAUUCUUCUAUUAGGAAAUAAAAUAAAUUUUAGUUCAGACAUAUAAUUGAAAUCAUUAGGAAUAUCCAACAAAUUAAAACGUUUUUUUAAAAGCACUGAGACACAACUUAUUUUAGGACAUCCAAGUACCAUGGGAUCCAAGUACCACAGUGAAUUCAGAAAUCCUCUAAUCUACUAGAGCCUAGAUAGGACACAGGAUUAACAUCACAAUUUCAAUAACUGACUCUUCCUGAUGUUUGUAGUAUACUAUGUCCUUCUGACCCUAUUCUCCAGGGAUCUAUGACUUUUGAUAUACAUAUCACCCUGGACAAAAUUUCUUCUAAUACUUUCUUCCCAUGUAUACAAAUGUUUUUCUUGUCCAGCUUUCCGAUUACCCUACUUAUUAUGGCAUAUUUGUUUGAAUUUUAUUACUUCUUUAUUCUUUUGACCAAAUGUGUUCUUGAUAUACCUUUUGUGACUCCUGAGCUUCAUUACAAAUCAUCUGAUAUCUGGAUGCCAUCUUUAUUUUACUUCAUCUAUCUGAUGUUGUAGAAUUUCAUAUAAGCCUAUUAAAGAGCAAUAUUUUUUUAUUAAA